Molecule: messenger RNA, 360 nt
Organism: Enterobius vermicularis (human pinworm)
Lineage: Eukaryota; Metazoa; Nematoda; Chromadorea; Rhabditida; Oxyuridae
Source: the annotation of a GenBank genome assembly
AUGUGCUUUGACUCAAAUUCUUCUGGCAUGUUCGCCUACACUUCGUCGGUCUGUCGGUUUCCGUUCUGUUCGUUCACUAAUCUGCUGAGUUUUGGGGAUUUGUGCUUGGAUAGCAGUGCUAAUUUUCUUUUUGGUUAUCACAUGGCUCAGUCACAGUGGUGGACGGAUGGACAGACAAACGGACUGAUGGAUAGAUGGUCUCCCUCGGUGCACGCGUAUAAUCGCUGUUGUGUUCUCGUCGUAUGGAAGGCAGACAUGCACAGUGAUGAUUGUGAUGGCUGUGACAGCGACGGCGACAGCGACACUGGCGUCCGUUGUGAAGGCAGUAGCGAUAGCGACGGCGACCAUGACCGUCCUUAG